This is a messenger RNA of Morone saxatilis (striped sea-bass), 11271 nucleotides long. RefSeq names its product pregnancy-associated plasma protein A, pappalysin 1a (gene pappaa). The transcript is spliced from 22 exons. The coding region runs from base 479 to 5410 and encodes 1643 amino acids. Gene Ontology annotation, molecular function: metallopeptidase activity; protein binding. The record is from RefSeq and is a predicted model, not a curated record. Lineage: Eukaryota; Metazoa; Chordata; Actinopteri; Moronidae.
ACAACAAAAAGGUGUGACAAGAGCUUGGCGGACAACUGUGGAUUUCUGCGAGUAACUCCUACCGUCCAAAGGGGAUGAGGGGGGCAUCGGCCGGACCCCCCUCUUGAUUGAUUACUUAUUAGUCAUCCCUUUGGCUAAAUGGGACCCAUUGAAAAGGCACCGUGGAACACAUACAUGAAUCAAAUAUUCCUGUGUCCCCUGAAUGUCUCCAGAGUAGUUUUGCUUAAGAGAGGGGGUCGUGGCUUAGCAUUAUAAAGAGGGAAAAACAGCAUAGCUUUAUGGGUUUAUUUAGACAGUUUCUACGGUUUGACAUUCUACCGCUGUAAAAAAAAAAAAAAAAAGAGAGAAGGAAAAACUCGAGAAGAUUCCAAAGAGGAGAACAUUGUGGACAUACAUUUUUUUUCUAGUUAUUCCGUUGUUUCUUUUAUUAUUUUUUUUCUUAUUUUAAAUAUUUUUUUGCCAUUUCCUCUCCCGAAAAAUGAAACUUUGGACAUCUCCCUGGGUGUCUUGCCUGGUGAUUCUCAUCUUGUGUUUUGGAUCAGAGUGCGGGACAGUCCGGAGAAAGGGGAGAUCCAAGAGGGAGUUGGUGCGCAUUAGGGAGGCGAAAGCCACCAUCCCAGGGGCUUGUGCCACACGUCUGCCCCGGGGCAAACGGUCUUUGCCCGGCUUGGAGCGACGGGUGCUUCGCCAGCGUCGGCGCUCCUCACAGGCGGAGGAAAACUCUCCAGACCGGGGGAAAGCUGUCUAUUUUACCGGCAGAGGAGAUCAGCUCCGGCUGAAGCCCGGCGUGGAGAUACCCAGAGGAAAUUUCACUCUGGAGAUGUGGAUCAAACCGGAGGGAGGUCAACGAUCACCCACAGUAAUUGCAGGCCUAUACGACAAGUGUUUCUACGCAUCCAGUGACCGAGGCUGGCUGCUUGGAAUCCAGGCAGUUAGUGAACAUGGAAAUCGUGACCCCCGCUUCUUCUUCUCCCUUAAAACAGACCGCGCCCACAAAGUGACCUCCAUCCACUCCAACACUCGCUAUGUACCCAACCAAUGGGCACAUGUGGCAGUCACAUACGAUGGUGUGUAUAUGAAGCUCUUUGUCAAUGGCGCCCAAGUCGGUGUCAGUCGGGAGCAAUCAGGCGAUGUCUUCAGCCAUUUGACCAAAAAGUGCAAAGUGCUGAUGAUAGGGGGGAAUGCACUGAAUCAUAAUUACAGGGGGGCAGUGGAAAGGGUGGGUCUAUGGAGGCAGGCCCAAGGGCAGAGGCAGAUUAUCAGGGAUAUGCAGGGCCAAGAGGACCCCCAAGAUCUACCUCAGCUGGUCAUUCGUGAAACAUUCGAGCACCCAGGCCGGAAGUGGCUGACUGUAAAAGAUGGUAGCUUUCCUCAGCCUGAGCAGGGAGGACGAUUAGGGUUUCCAGGUGGUGGUGGAAUUGGAAAUUCUGAGGGAUUACUGGACACAACGCUAGAGCCUCCGACUUGUGGUCAAACGGUCUGCGACAAUGUUGAGGUCAUCAAAAACUACAACCAGCUUUGGAACUUCCGUCGGCCUAAGAAAGUACGAUAUCGUGUCAUAAAUAUUUGGGACGAUGCACGGAUGAGGCCAACUGUAUCAGACCACCAGAUCAGCCUGCAGCACCAGCAGCUAAAUGAUGCCUUUAGCCCCUACAACAUCACCUGGGAGCUUAGCAUUCACAAUGUGACCAAUUCCUCCCUUCGAAACCGGUUGAUUCUUGCUAACUGUGAUAUCAGCAAAGUUGGAGAUGAUGCAUGUGACCCAGAAUGCAACCAUCCACUGACAGGGUUUGAUGCAGGUGACUGCAUGUCUGGUCAUCGGAGCCGUUGCCCUGAGCACAAGCAGGGGAAUGGUAUAUGUGACCCUGAAUGUAACUGGGAAAACUUCUUCUAUGAUCUUGGCGACUGCUGUAACCCCAAUGUGACGGAUGUGACCAAGACAUGCUUCAACCGCUCUUCUCCACACAAAGCCUAUUUGGAUGUGAAAGAACUGAAAGAGAUUCUGCAUUUGGAUGGCUCAACUCACCUGAAUGUCUUCUUUGCCAAUUCUUCUGAUGAAGAUCUGGCAGGGGUUGCCACUUGGCCCUGGGACAAAGAGGCCCUCACACAUUUGGGUGGAAUUGUACUGAACCCUUCCUUCUAUGGUACAUUUGGUCACACUGACACAAUGGUCCAUGAGAUUGGUCACAGUCUUGGGCUUUACCAUGUAUUUCGUGGUAUAUCAGAGAUCGAGUCGUGCAAUGAUGCAUGUUUGGAGACUGAGCCCUCAAUGGAGACCGGAGAUCUGUGUGAGGACACCAACCCCACUCCCAAAUACAAAGGCUGCCACGAUCCUGAGCCGGGCAAUGAAACCUGUGGCUGUCGGCAUUUCACACACACACCGUUUAACAACUACAUGAGUUAUGCAGAUGAUGCCUGCACAGACUCUUUCACACUGAACCAGGUGGCUAGGAUGCACUGCUACCUGGACCUCAUCUAUCAGACCUGGCAACCUGCCUCCAAACCUCCUCCAGUGCCCAUGGCACCCCAAGUGGUUGAGCAGCAUCAUAAUUCCAUCACCUUAGAAUGGUUUCCACCGAUUUCUGGACACUUCUACGACAGAGAAGUGGGAUCAGUGUGUGAUAAAUGCACUGAGGGGAGAGUUUUACUGCAGUAUGCCUCCAAUUCCUCCUCUCCACGACCGUGUGCCCCUUCUGGACACUGGUCCCCACGAGAGGCUGAAGGCCCUCCAGAUGUGGAGCAGGCUUGUGAGCCAAGUGUGCGCACCUGGAGCCCCAAUGCAGGGAUCGAGCAAGGUGUUGUCGGUCUGUCGGAGUGCCCUCUCCAGGGCUGCAUGCUUCAGCUAGAGUUCCACUACCCGCUCGUACCAGACUCCCUGACUGUGUGGGUCACCUUCUUCAGCCCUGAGGAAACAGCACUGCCAGCAAUCCACAACAUCUUGCUACUGACUGUCAGUGGGAAUAACAUUUCAUUGGGCCCCAGUAAUGUCUUCUGUGACACCCCACUGACUCUUAAGCUGGACAUAGAGGAGGAGGUGUAUGGGGUACAGUUUUUCACUAUGGAACAACACCUAGAGAUUGAUGCCACCCUCUUGGCAUCCAAGGCAGACUGCACACUUUGUAGGCAUUGCCAACCACUACAUUACCGCCUGUUGCGCCAACCACCCUUUACCCAUGCACCACAUGGUCUGAUGUUGAAUGAACCUACCCGCCGAUAUACAGACAGGGAUGUGAUGCCACAUGUUGUGUACACCUACCAGGUCCAAACUAUCUCUGGCCGGAGCGAGAGUGAACCCUCCCCACCUCUAGUGCAUGAAUUGGGGGAACACUACUGUGGUGAUGGACGCAUCCAGAGUUCCAAAGGAGAAGAAUGUGAUGAUAUGAACUCUAUGAAUGGGGACGGCUGCUCCAGUCAGUGCAAGAAAGAGCCCUUCUUCAAUUGUAUUGAGGAGCCAAGCAUGUGUUAUUACUAUGAUGGUGAUGGGGUGUGUGAGGACUUUGAGCGAGAGACAGGCGUGAGAGAUUGUGGCCUCUACACCCCCAAUGGUUUCCUCGACCAGUGGGCCUCCACUGUCGAAGUUUCCCAUGAGAAGAAGCCCUACUGCUCUGGUGAGGUGGCUGCUGGAUACCCUGCUGUUACUAAGACAUGUCAGUCCAAGGUGUUUGAUCUAUCAGAUGGAGUAUCCCAGUAUGCAUGGUUCCCAUGUCGUGAGGCCCAUGUGGCUGCUUGGGGAUAUCCUAACUAUUUUCUCAAGGCCCACUUUUCUCAUCCAAUGGUGGCAGCAGCAGUGAUUAUACAUCUUGCUGCUGAUGGGACUACCUACAUUGACCAGACUCAGUGUAACAUCACUGUUCAGCUGGUGGACACCAAGGAGGGCAUCCAUAGUCUAGGUGAGUGGCGUCUCAGCUGCCGCACAAACCCUUUGGUGAUCCCAGUGAGCCACGACCUGUCAGUGGCGUUUUACCACACAAAGGCUAUCCUGGUCAUGUUUGCCUCGCGCCUUGUGGCCAUCUCCGGCGUAGGCCUGCGCUCCUUCCAGUCCUUCGACCCCAUCACGAUAAGUGGUUGCCAGAGCAAUGAGAUCUACAACCCCACAGGCCAGAGUUGUGUACACUAUUCGUGCGAAGCCAUUGACUGCCAGGAACCCUUAAUCCGCAAUGCAGAGCUCAAGUGCAGUAGCCCUGGCCGCCACUUCUACAAUGGAGACCGCUGCACCAUCUCCUGCAACUCUGGAUACGUCCUGCAAAUCCACCAGGAUGACGACAUCAUAAAGAGCCAGUCGGACUCUUCAGUGACUAUAACCUGUGCAAAUGGGAAGUGGAACAAACAGGUGUCCUGUGAGCCUGUGGACUGUGGUCUACCAGAUAAAUACCAUGUUCAUCCUGCCCAUUUCAAAUUCCCUGAAGGCACUACCUACGGCAAGAAGAGCACCUUUCAGUGUCGAGAACCUGCCCAGCUCGUAGGUACAAACAACACUCUUACCUGCCUAGAAGACGGCCUGUGGUCCUUCCCAGAGGCUCUUUGUGAGCUUCGCUGCCCAGCCCCUCCUCCUGUACCUAAUGCCGUGCUACAGACCAAGCGCUGCAAUGAGACAGGCCUCAAAGUGGGCACACUCUGCAAGUACAAGUGCAAGCCAGGCUACCAUGUCACCAACAAACCUAAGAGGCGCGCAUUUAAGCGCCAAUGCACAGAGGAUGGCAGCUGGCUAGAGGGGGCAUGUGAGCCAGUGACUUGUGAUCCCCCACCUCCCAUCUUCCACGGCUCCUAUCACUGUACCGACGGCUUCCGCUUUGACAGCGUCUGCAGACUCAACUGCUCUGAUCCUGCCGGUAAUACUGCUAUCGCCACCGCAGGAGGCUCUGCCCAUACGGGCGCAGCAUCCAAUGUGAUUCGCUGUAGGAAGGAUGGAAACUGGACAGGGUCAUUCCGCCUAUGCCCACACAGCAAAGGCCAGUGUUCUUUACCUCAAAACCUCCAUUAUAGCCUACAGUACUCAUGCAAGCGAGGACACGGCAUAGGUGAAGAGUGCGAGCUGACAUGCAGAGAGAGUAACAACGAUGUGGUGAUCCUCCCUAGCAACAUGACAGUAGAAAGUGUACUUAAAGAGCACUGGAGGAACCCGCACAAAGUCAAGAGUAUAGUCUGUACAAUGGGGCUGAAAUGGUAUCCACACCCAGAAUUGCUCCACUGCAUCAAAGGAUGUGAGCCAUUCAUGGGAGACAACUACUGUGAUGCGGUCAACAACAGAGCCUUCUGUAACUACGAUGGAGGAGACUGCUGCCAAUCCACUGUCAAGACCAAGAAGGUGAUUCCAUUCCCCAUGUCCUGCGACAUACGGGAUGAGUGCUCCUGUCGGGAUCCCAACGCUAUAGAGAACAGAAAGGAUGAACACGUCCAUUCCCUGGGGUGACCAACCUGAUCAGGGACCUCUGUUCAACGUUCCAGGAUCCUUGCUCCAACACAACACAGCCAGAGUGGCCGAGGCAGACCCCCUCCUUCAUCCUCCUCUCGGCCUCCAAUUUCCUGCACAUGCUGCUUAACGGGCAUACCUCUCCAUCCAUACUGCAACCCCAACCAGCUGAAAUGCCUCCGCCUCCACAUCACAGAAAGUUCUAGAAUAGAGGCUGGGACUCAUGAGACUCCACAGAAAACUUCAUUUGUCAGCUAAAAGGAAAGUAACCCUGCAAUAUCAUCAUUAAAAAAAACAUAUAUAGUAAGGAGAAAAAAAAUUAAUUACAUGAAGCAGAUUUUUUUUUUCUUUGAAAGAAUAAGAAAACAAACAAACAAAAAAACCUAAACAAAAACAUAACCAAGCCUAGGUAGCAUGCCUUUUGUUCAGUUUUGUGCUGGCUUCAGUGUCUAUUUUAGUGACCUUGCUCUACAAUCACAUGAUUGAACCAAAGGUAAAUCAAAAUGUGCAAGUGGGGGAUUGUGUUGAUGUUGGCUCUGUGUUUUGCAAAUAUGAAGGAAAUCAAGACAAAUGUUAAAAAUAAUCCUCAGACACUUUGAAGGCAUGUUAAACACCAUUUUGAAGGGGGUUGAAGUUUGUGCUUAUAUCAUUCCUGGUUUCAGACUGGUCAGACAUUCUGUAUCUCUAUGUCCUUUUCAGUAAAGUUUGUUUCUUCAUAGGCACAUCAGAGGGUAUAGAGGUUAUUCCUAGCUUGGUGGGGAAUGAGACAGCCAUAUUGUUAAGUUUCAAUCCACACAUUCAACACAAAAGCCAAAAUAAAAUGCACAAACACACACAAAAAAUGUCAACUAAUUGUUGACCAACCACAGACACAAUUUCCUAAGACAAUUUUAUACUUAGAGCAAAAAAAAAAACCUGAAUACAUAAUUAAAACAUUUUUAGCAUGGCUUCUGCUACUGUGUUUGCUGCUACUUGCCAUCUUUACGUCAUGAUAUCUAAUAGGGUUAGACAGCUUUGUCUGCCUUGCUGCUUACAGUACCUCUUUAUAGCAUUCAUUCACGCUUGCAUGUUGGUCCAUAAUACUUUUAGAGAAUACAUGUUGACAGCACCACGUAUGAAAUGCACUAAGAACUUUAAAAAAAACCCAGAACCUCACUUGUAAUUCCCGUUUAACCUGCCCAAGAAAAAUACUACAUACAUUGAUCACGACUUAAAGAAUGUCAUCCAUAACACCUCACUUCGGGUUAGGUUGAUUUUAGUUUCAGUUUGAACUCCUCCCUCAUGGCGCUUGAUAAGAACUUUGUUACCUCAAGCACUGAUUUAAAAUGUUUAAACUGAAAGUAAAAUUAUCCCGGCCCUGUUCAGAAUGUAGUCAAUGCUUGUCAGGAGUCUGUGGCUUUUUUGAUCGCACAGUUCUGCAUAGCACAGUCACACAAGAGUACAGAAAUAAAGGGCUGGAUAAAGGCCAUGGCUCUUAGUGAGAAUGAGUAUAGAUGGAAGGAGACCACAUCUGACACACACACACACACACACGCACACAUACACACACACACAUACACACAUGAACAAACGAAUGCAUACACACAUAUCUCUCAUUCUCUCCCCUACCCGGUAGUAUUGGACUUUCAGCUGUAGCUCUGCAGGCAACAACGUUGUGCAUGAAAAUGACAUUUGGAUGUAUAUGUCAACACAGCAUUUGCAGUCACAAUAUGAUCAAAGGUCCCUUAGAUUCUCUACUGGGUCUUGUGUUUAAGUGAUUAAUUUAAUUUUAAUUAAUUUAAUUUGUCUCUGCAGUAAAAAGUGCACUUGGUUGCUCUGAUCAGCACUUUUCAGUAUUGUUAACUUGGGUGUCCGUCCCCACCAAUUAACUUCUGUAGAUUAUAUGGCUGCUACAGUAGCUUUGUAUUUUGUUACUCUUUAUUCCAGACAAACAUACACUAGUUUUUUCUCAUGCACAUUUGAUAAAGAAGGCUGCUUGACAUAUUGGUCCAAACUUUGCUGCUCUUAUUUGGCUGCAACCAUAGUCAUGGUGACAAUCAGCAUGAUUAUGCCUUUUCAUUUCAUUUGGGCUAAUGGCACAGUCCCUCUGACUCAUAUUAGGCUGCUAUAGCAUUCAGAUCAUUCUCAUAAAUCAUUGUACACAACAAAUUGUAAAAGUGGCAAUGUAAGACCAAUUUCAUGUCAUUUUCAAACCAAUGUUAGUGAAGAACUAAGACAAUACCACAACAUGCAGAGAAAGUGAGAAGGUAUUAUUUUCCACCAAAUACAAAGAAAAACCUAAAAAAACAUCAUGUAAAUAUUACUAUAUGUUCUUUAUGGACAGGAGCGUUGAAAAAUGUUUUAGGUUUUUUUGUUUUCAUGUACUUCAUUUUUACAAAAUGUCAUAUUUAAUCAGUGUUUGUAUUAUUGACCUCAGUUACUGCACUUUUAGUUUCCAUGUAAGAAGAAAAAGUAUAUCUUUCAAAAAUGUUUAGAAGCUGCUAUUGUCAGAAUGGUGAUCUGAAACAAACUGUAUGAUAUUAGGUUGUUUGACUCCCUGUGUUGCUAUUAGCUUUCCUGCCAUUUGUUUUAUUUGUAUCUGGCGAUACUCCUCUGGAACCUAUACUGACUUUGCAUUCGAUGUUAUCAAUGAUGUAGGGAGGUAUUGUCACUAUGAACCAUAUAUCCAUCAUCCAUACAGCCCCCCCCCCCAAAAAAAAACAUCAACACACAUCAAUACAUUAGAAAUGGUCACAUGGUCCAUGUUUGUCUUUUGUUUUGCCCCUGAUGUGUGUGUAAUACAUAAUCUUAGUUUAAGGUGUACAUUUUGGCAGACAAACCAAGAGAUGUCAAAGGGGAAGGAAAAGCUUAAAUUAAGGAAUUCCCAUUAAAAAAGGGACUCUUGAAAGACUUUGUAACUUUUAUGAAAUAUGAAACUUUGUAAGGACAUUGUAAAGUCUACAUCAUCUUCAAAGAAGCAUUUAACACUUUAUAUGAAAAAAAAUAUAGCCCUGGUAAAAAAAAGAAGACUUGUAUUAUGUUGAUAUUAUCAAAUUAUACGUAAUAUUAGUACUCCAGAUACUGCUGCUUUACAUAGAACUGUUACCAGUGGGGAGAGACUGACCUGCAAUCACUACAUUAUGCCAAUGACAUGCAGUAAAGUAGUUUAACAUCUGCCAUUGAGGUCACUAAGCCAUUCUAGCCGUUUGAAUGGAUGAAUCCAUCCCUUCAUUCUAUAAACUGAGUUAACAUAACCUGUUGUUGCUUCCACAUACUAACUUAUAACUAUCAUCCUCAACAAUUACUUGUAUCAUGAGUCAAUGUCUGGAUACCAAAACAAACUAUCAGAACGGCUGCAGAAUGUGACAUCAUGUCAACUUGAAAAAUUAUAUUCUUAAUAUUGGAGAAGGUACCCAUAAGCCAUAGCUAACAAAGAUAUUCAUGGAAGGAAGUAUAAGAUUACGCAUUGGAUGAGGACAUCACCUCUCUACUGUAGUCAUCACAGGAUCCCUUGCUGUACCUCAUGCCUGUAAUGUUUGCUGCUUCUAUAUUUUUGGUAUUUUAGUGACAUUUUUGCGUCUCAUAACAAUGGUGUAAAUAGUAGAACUAUUUAUUGAGAGUGUUAUACUUUUUUAAGUUAUAUUUAAUGUCCAUGUAAGUUAUUUUUUACAUUGUUCUUAUAAACAAAAACAUUAUUGGUUGUGAGUCAAAACUGUCAUUUUGUCUUCACACUCUGUUGUGAUCAGUGCUGUCAAGCAUUGAUCAGACAUACAGUACACUUCAGGCCCACAACCACACAAGAACUUGUCUCAUUGGUCAUUAAGUGUAGAUGGACACUGCUUGCAUCCAAUGAGGAUUUACCACAUGUUCAAAUGUUACUGAGUGCAGUGGAACUUUUUGUUUUCCUUUAAAACCAGAAUGUAAAGUUUUAUUUUUUUCUUUAUUUGCUUAUUUUUUUAAAUGCACACAUUAGCCAUACGUAGAAGGAGGUGUGAAAGAGAACCAAGUAUAUAAUGGUCAAGUACAUACAUCCAUAUAGCAAAUAAUGUUUUGAGAGACCAGCGUAAGGCGCAAGGAAUAUAUGUACACAUCCAGCUGAGGGCAGGAGAAAAUGGACAAGUGGCAAAGAGAGGGAUCAGAAAUGAAUGAAAAGAAGGACUGGAGGUCAGAAGGCAGCCGAUGGUGCCCCAGAUAGAGUGUUCUUGGAUCGGGGGAAAAGUAGAAGGUGGGCAGGGAGAGAGGUAGGGAUGGGUGGGCUGCUUUUUCUGGCCUGUCUUGCUAUUUGUCCAGGUGUGAAAAUGUGUACUCACAGAGGCUGCCCCUGGGCCAGGGGUGGCCAGCGCUGACUGGCAACAAGCCGAGGCCAAUGAGUCAGAGUUUCUCCCGGGGGUGGCAGCCAUCCCUCUCUGGGACUCCCACCACCCCCUCCCUCACCCCUCCUACCUCCACCUCCCCAAUCCUCGACACACUGCCUCAUCUGUCACUGUCAGGUAUGCCUGCACAGGGCUGCCAGGGUCAAGCUGGCCCUGUGAAAAUGCGAGAGGAUGUUUGCCCAGCUUACAGAGCCUUUUGAAGUUAGGCUGAAGGAACACAGUUCUCCUCACCUAGCGCCUAUGCUUAUCACAUAAUAUGAUUUGUGUAGCAGUCUUUUUUGACAGGCUUUGAUACCUCUCCACAUUUUCCACCAACAGUUGCUCCUUUGUUUCUAAUUUAACACCUGGUUGUUGUAUUGCUCGUCUAAAAAUGGCAGAAACUUUGUAGUGUCUAACUCAUUACAAAGCGAUGGGGAGAAUAAGAAAGAGUCUCUGAAGCCCUAAUAUUUUUGCUCAGAUCAUUGUGGAGAAAAAUACUGAUGUGCCAUCUUGUUGUAAGACUUUUUCUUUGUGUAUUGUAACACAUAAAGUACCUCUCACAGGCCUCUGGUUAUUGAAUGGUCCACUUAUGUCUAUUUCCUAAUCCCUCAAUAAAUAAAAAAAGGUGAAUUGUCCUUUUUUUCUAAGUGGGAAGUACAAAAAAAGUGUAUUUACAUAUUAUAUGGAUAUCUAGUGGUAUUACUGCAAUGUUUCGUACCCGAUUGCUCAACAAAUAUAUUUUAAGAUGUAAAUAAUAAUAUUAUAUGAUGAUUGUAUUUGCAAACCAUGUACUAACUGUUUGGGAGUAGCUCUUGGAUCGAUUUUUAUCAUAACUAUUAUACAAAGAGAUGAACCGUGAAUAUGUUGUGCAUUGUGUCAAAGUAUCACCUGCAAGACAGAAGAAAGAAAAAAAAAAGACCUGUGAUGCUUUACCACACCACUUGCUGUCAGCAUUUAUUUGUUCAUAAUGGCUUAGUACAAGCACUGUUGUCAGUUGUCUAAACCAUGAAUUUAUCCAUUGAGUCAUAAAUUAUUUAUUUGUUGUCAAGAUGAAUAAAAUCAUAAUGGUCAUUUCUGGUCUUAGGAGUCUGUUUAAAUUGAUCCUCAUAAUCAAACUUGAUUGAUAUUUGUUAUGCAUUUAAAAGUUCAGUUUAAAUUUGUCUGUCACCAACCACCAGCUUUCAUUUUUUUCCUCGCUCCAUACUGUAUAUUGUUGAGUCUUAUCCCAAUGCCUUUGUGUUUGCUGAGAAUUUCACCAACACUGUAAAGGUAGCCAUCAGACUCAGUAGUCCCUCCCUCCCUCUGAUGGCCUCCUCUCUCUUUGGUUCUUACACAGUAUGCACUUUUUCAGGCACAUAUACAACAUAUUGGACUUUUAUGUUUCAGUUGAUGUUUCUCUCUGUUUUCACAGUUGCAAUUAUAUAUAUUUUUGGUGCUCUGGUACAUGGCAAAACAUGUCUGAUGUGUACUAUAUUUUCAUAAGGAAGAGUCAUAAAGAUGAGUAUCAUGUUCAUUUUGCUGUCAUUUAUU